Messenger RNA from Theobroma cacao (cacao), 2577 nucleotides. RefSeq names its product mitochondrial editing factor 18 (gene MEF18). NCBI's taxonomy places the organism in Eukaryota, Viridiplantae, Streptophyta, Magnoliopsida, Malvales, Malvaceae. Gene Ontology annotation, molecular function: protein binding; RNA binding. The record is from RefSeq and is a predicted model, not a curated record. Gene Ontology annotation, biological process: RNA modification.
AAAAAAACCAAUUUUAUGGUUAUCUAUUUGUAAUGAAUGGUUGGAUUAUUGAAUACUUUAGCAUUUCUGGGUCUUUGAAGGUUUCAUAAUUGAGUAGGACUUGAAUUCUUUGGAUUGAUGGGUUUAAUUGAAGAAGAGGCCAUCGUUCUCGUUUGCAUUGGACUAAAAUCAAGGAGACACCAGUUUUGCUUGAAGUAAUGAAGUGCACAGCUUUUUCGCACUAAAACCAACGGUUUCUUGAAUUCAAGUAUAUAACGGAAACCCACAGCACUGCUGAUAAAAUGUAAAAACUCAACUGCAAGAACGGCUCUCAUGGUCAUCUCUCAUGUUCAGUUCUCUCAAGCCAAAGUCUUCCCUCCUUCGAUCGCUCAAAUGCCUCUCGACUUCAGCAACCUACUCCAGAACCCACAGAAAACCCAACGACCACGAGCUCUUUCUUAUCUCUUCUUUGAAAUCUGCUGCAACCCAUUUCUCCAUUUCUCAAGGCCAAAAAACCCAUUGCCUCGUAAUCAAAUCAGGCUUCAAUUCCAACGUUUUUAUUCAAAACACCUUGCUUAGCAUGUACACCAAAUGCGGCUCUAUUGAUGAGUCUGAACGCUUGUUCACUUCUUGUCCUAAAUUGGACCCUAUUUCUUACAACAUUAUGAUUUCUGGGUUUGUAAAAGCUGGUCGGUUUAACGAUGCACGGAGCCUGUUUGACGAAAUGCCUAAAAAGGGUUGCGUCUCUUAUACGACGAUGAUAAUGGGAUUUGCUUCAAAGGGUUUUUGGGGAGAAGCACUUGGGAUUUUUAAGGAAAUGAGAAAUGUGGGUAUUUUACCUAAUGAGGUUACAUUGGCAAGUUUGAUUUCUGCUUGUUCGGGUUUUGGAGGGAUUUUUAUUUGUAGAAUGUUACACGGUUUGGCGGUUAAGGUGUUGCUUGAUAAAUUUGUUAUUGUUUCAACGAAUUUGUUGCACAUGUAUUGUGUCUGUGGGAAUUUAAGGGAUGGGAUGGAAUUGUUUAAUAAGAUGCCGGAGAGGAAUGUUGUUUCUUGGAAUGUGAUGUUAAAUGGAUACGCGAAAGCUGGGGAGGUUGAGUUGGCUAGAGAGUUGUUUGAGAGGAUUCCUAGGAAGGAAAAAGAUGUUGUUUCGUGGGGCACGAUGGUUGAUGCUUGUGUUCAAGUGGAUCGAUUAAGUGAAGCUUUGAUAAUGUUUUGUGCUAUGUUGUGUGAGGGAGUUGAGGCAAGUGAUGUUAUGAUUGUGGAUUUAGUUUCAGCAUGUGCCCGAGUGGGUGCAAUCCAAGCGGGUUUGCAGCUUCAUGGUAGGAUUGUGAAGGCAGGUUUUGAUUGUUAUAAUUUUGUACAAGCGACAAUCAUUCAUUUCUAUGCAGCCUGUGGGAAGGUUGAUCUUGCUUACUUGCAGUUUGAAGUGGGCAUUAAGGAUCAUCUUGCUUCUAGAAAUGCCCUCAUUGGAGCAUUUAUAAGAAAUGGAAUGAUUGAACAGGCAAGACAGCUAUUCAGUGAGAUGCCUGAAAGAGAUGUUUCUUCAUGGAGCUCUAUAAUUGCUGGUUAUGCUCAGAGUGAGCAACCUAACGUGGCUUUACAGCUCUUCCAUGAAAUGGUAGCUAGUGGUAUGCAACCAAACCAAAUAACAAUGGUGAGCGUUUUCUCUGCGAUUGCCUCAUUAGGCAUAUUGAAUGAAGGGAGAUUGGCCCAUGAAUACGUACAUAAUAACUCCAUCCCUCUUAACGAUAUCCUAAGUGCAGCAAUCAUUGAUAUGUAUGCGAAAUGUGGGAGCAUCAGUGCUGCCUUGGAAGUGUUUUAUCAAAUCCGAGACAAGACCUCUACCGUCUCACCAUGGAAUGCAAUUAUCUAUGGCUUGGCCAUGCAUGGACAUGCCAAUUUGUCACUUGAAAUAUACUCUGACUUGGAGAGGAGGCAUCAUAUCAAGCAAAAUUCCAUAACAUUCAUUGGGGUCCUUACUGCGUGUUGCCAUGCUGGGUUGGUAGAACUAGGGGAGACGUAUUUCAAGAGCAUGAAGAGUGCAUAUAACAUAGAUCCUGGUAUCAAGCAUUAUGGUUGUAUGGUGGAUCUCUUGGGCAGAGCUGGACGUCUAGAGGAAGCUGAGAAAAUGAUUAGGAGCAUGCCUGUGAAAGCAGAUGUUGUUAUUUGGGGUACGUUACUGGCAGCUUGUAGGACACAUGGAAAUGUUGACAUAGGAGAAAAGGCUGCAGAGAAUUUGGCAAGGUUGGAACCAUCUCAUGGUGGAGGUAAAGUUCUUUUGUCUAACUUAUAUGCAGAUGUAGGGAGGUGGGGGGAUGUAUUAUCUGUAAGGGGAGUAAUGCAAAGCCAGAGAAUGAGGAAAUCACCUGGGUUCAGUGGUGUUGUGAUGUAGUUAUGUAGUCAACUAGAUAACUAUUCUGUUGGCCAGAAAUCUAGAGCAAUUUUCAUAUCUUUAUGCUGGAAAUUUGCAUUCCCCUCUCCCUCCAUCUCAUUCCUCACCCUGGAAUUCUGUAGUACAUGUAUAAAGUCCGACAUCCUAAUAUUGAAUUACACAAUUAUAUUUUUAACCGAGAAAAGAGUGAAACAAGCAAUAUGAAU